Messenger RNA from Vitrella brassicaformis, 2310 nucleotides. NCBI's taxonomy places the organism in Eukaryota, Vitrellaceae. The record is from the annotation of a GenBank genome assembly.
CAUUUUCGCUCUCUUCUCGCCGCAAUGGGCCGUCUGGGAGUCCCUUCUCUCGCCCUGUCUGCUCUCGUCAUCGUCAGCUGCAAGGCAGUGACCAUCGAAGAGACGUGAGACGCUCACAGAAGACCCCAGUGUCACUGCAAAGCUCAUGUCAUGAUUGUAGCGCAUGUGUGUAUGUGCAAUGCCAUGUACGCAUGCAGCUCGGGCGCCUCGUCGGGUUUCUUCAAUGUCACUGCUGACGAGCCGGUCUGCUGCCUGCACAGCAAAAAGAUGACGGUGGGUAUGGCCAUGCAUGCAUGCAAUGAUGGAGGCAGAGGACAGAGCGAGGCACCAUUGGCGAGGCAUUUGUGUACGGCUGUCUCCUCCUUCCUCUGCAGCUCCAGGAGCUCUACGACGACGCCUAUCAAACCGCAGCCGUGUACGCACAUAUCUCACAUGAAUCACUGACAAACGUGACAAACCGCAUGUGCUCAUUCUUUCGCAGUUUGGUUCAGGACGACCGGAAGACCGGCCGUAUCACUGCCUUCGGGAGCCGAGCGAUGGUCUUCGCAUCUGCAGUGAGCAGGACACGUGUGAGAACAUAGACACACGAGGGCACGCGUGUUUGUGUGUUUAGAAAGCCGCGGUGGCUGCGGCGCUGCUGAACACGGCUGAGGCGUACGAGGAUGUUGCUGAGGUGACGACACGUUUUGUAUGUCUCUGCCGCGUGAUGCGGUCGUAUCUUUGGUCUGUGUCCCUCCAGUUGUGUGAGCUUGUGGAUGACCUCUACGCCAGAGGAUGGUUUGUCACCCAAUUCAACGGCCUCAAUCCCUUUUACCCGCAGGCGUAGAGAAGGGGUGGCAUACACUGAUUCUCGUCCGUCGACUCAUGUGUAUGUCAGGUUCAGCCAAUACUAUAAGGGCCAUGUUCAUUGGGGUGACACGACUCACUACCUUCGCGCAUAUGCGAGGUGGGCAGCUGAGACGGCCAACAAAGCCAAGGGAGUGGUGCUCAGCAAGAAAGGCAAAGACACCAGCAAGGCCAAGAACGCGAUCGAGAAAGCGCAGGCCAAGGCUCUGGAGGCUGCCGUCAACCUCUUCAAUCGGGUUUGUCACUUCAUUGUCCUUUCCGGGCGUUGCGUAUGGAUAAAAGGGUGUGUCUCUUGAGUGUCUCUGUGCGUGUGUGUGUUUAGGCCGUGAAAGUCCGCAAUUUGCAGGAUAAUCUUGUGGAGAAGAUCGGAGACUUGGCAUUUUCCAUUGAUGGAGGCAUAUACAAGGUAAGACUAGAUCCACAGCGCCGAACCGGAUGUCUCUCUCUCCCCCUUCCUACGAUUUACUGGCUCCUCACAUGUAUUCUGUCGCCAGUGGAGCGAGGAAUACGCUCAUCUGCUGCACCCCAAACGAGUCUUCGUGCCCAAAGACAAGCUCCCUGAGCCGGACAAACCCAUCCUGGAAAUCAAAGCAAAGGACUACUUGCAAACCACCAAAGUCGAGGAUUUCAUCCAAACCAACGCACCCAAGGCGGCCACUACGGUGACAGGCCCUCAUCGCAUGACUGCAGAGGCACUUUGCUUGUCACAUCUACCGGCCGGCCACUUUCUGCUGAAGGCCUAUGAAGGGGCAUGCGAGGCGUUCAACAUCCUGGACGAGCCAAGCCAUGUAAGAGGACGUACCGACUCAAUAUUGCGUUCGCUCUUUGCCUCCCAUGUUUUUCAUUUGCGCACGUGUGUGUCGGCAGGAUGAUGUGGCUGCUCUGCGAAAGUUGCCCUACCGCGUGCCCGAGGACAUGUCUCCAAGCACCAACUUUAUCUGCCGCGAGAAGGACGUCGAGAAGGGGAGCAAGAAGGGCCGCGGCGGGGCUGCCUGCAACCUUCUCGGGGCCUGUUUGAUGUGUACGGGAGCUGUUCUUCAACUGUUUUUUCAUUAGCGCACCCUGGCCAUCCGUUGAGGAGGGAAUUCAUGGGAGUGGUUUGUUCUUCCUUACUUUCUGUCUGCCUGCCUGCCUGCCUGCCUGCCUGACGGGCUGUGAGUGUAGGAGUUGGCGGUGUUGCCUGCCUGCACUCCAACCACUCCCGCAUGUCCUCCUGACUCACUCACUCACUCACUCACCAUCUUGCUGGCUGUCUGACGGGAGCAGGAGAGACACGAGACACUCUUUCUUUUGCGAUGCGAAGACUCUUUACUUUUGUCGUGCGAUGGACCACCAAUGGGCUCAUGAACGAGCACAUGUGUGUAUUGCUCCCCCUGUGGCCGAACGUGAAAGUGCCUCUUCUUUCGACGAGAGACACGAACGUCCAUCACAGGUUGUCCAACGGCGCAUGGCAGAGGCCAGCUG